Molecule: messenger RNA, 2025 nt
Organism: Drosophila willistoni
Lineage: Eukaryota; Metazoa; Arthropoda; Insecta; Diptera; Drosophilidae
Gene: mah
Exons: 5
Coding region: 213-1838 (541 amino acids)
Biological process (GO): L-alanine transport; amino acid transmembrane transport
Cellular component (GO): vacuolar membrane
Molecular function (GO): L-proline transmembrane transporter activity; L-alanine transmembrane transporter activity
Source: RefSeq, a predicted model, not a curated record
AUUGAAUCGAUCUCAUUUUGUGGGUCACUUGCCUCCGUUGGAAAGGCAUUGAACUUGCUUCUCCGUCGAGUAAAAUCGUUUGUGCAACAACAUGGAGCAUUGACAUUGCACCGCAAGGGCUUCGCCUGGGCUGCCAUCUCUCUCUCGUCCUAUGCAUAUCAGAUGACAAAGUUUCUAGUUGCCAGUUGCUGGCGCAUUAGUUCUAUCUUAGAAUGCCUUUUAGUUGUGUGCCAUCGGUUGACGCGUUUGCAAUGUUUCUAUUUCGGCGAGCAAAUAAAAAUGCAGCGCGUCGGCCCUCGCGUGCCCCAUCCUUUGCCCUGCCCAAGCGUCGUCCGCCUGUCCAGCUGACACCCUCUCAUCAACAUGAUCAGCUGCCAUUUCUGUCGCGCUCACGUUUCAGUGCCCUGCCACAUUUUCGAGCCUACGAAGACGAACCCGAGAAUCUUUCGCUGUUCAUAGCCAUCCUUUAUGUGGUCGAUUUAUUUGGCAUCUUUCCGUUUAUCACUCUACCCGCUCUGUUGGUCAAACUUGGUUAUUUUGGACUACUGCUGGUGCUAUCAAUCAUAUUUCUGCAGAUUUACACAUCGUUUUUGUUAUCCCAGUGCUGGAGCAUGGCAGAGCUAUUGGAUCCAUCUAUAUCGCAGAAGCGAAACUUUCCCUAUGCAGCACUUGCCGAAUUGGCAUACGGACGUUAUAUGAGCGUCUUGGUCUCUGUGCUCCUCGACUUGAGUAUCUUUUCUAUGGCCGUUCCCAGUGUGGUUAUGGCUGCCCAGAAUCUGGAGGCUGUUGUCCUGCGUAUGAGUGCAGGUCAUUACAAUUUCUCCUAUUGCUACUGGGCCAUAAUUGUGGGUCUGGUGAUUUGCCCCCUCAUGUGGCUGGGCAGUCCAAAGCAUAUGAGAGGACUAGCUAUCAUUGCUGUCUGUGUAAUGAUUACCAUUGUGGGAUUACUCUGGUUUUGCCUCUUAGCUGCACCUUCUUUGGGUCAACCAUUCGAGGGCAUAACCCUAGAACUUCCCGGUUUCCUUACCGUACUCAAUAGCUAUAGUGUUCUGGCCUUUCAGUUCGAUAUACAUCCUGUGUUGCUUACCCUCCAAAUUGAUAUGAAAAACAAGUCACAGGUGUCCUGGGCAGCUUUGAGUGGAAUUGCUAUUACCUGUGGCGUGGCCAUCUUUGGUUCCAUUAUUGCGGCUUACAAAUUUGGCUCAAUGAUUGCCAAUAAUUUGCUACAAUCGCUGCCCACCAGUAUUCCAUUUUAUGUGAUGUUGAUACUAAUGUCUCUUCAGCUAUGCUUUUCGGUGACCGUGGCUAGUUCGGCCAUGUUUCUACAGAUCGAGAACUAUUUCAAGUUGCCAGAAUCUCUCUCGUUAAAACGCAUGCUGAUACGUUCUUCGGUCCUGGGAUUGGAAGUGCUAAUGGCCGAGUUUGUGCCCAGUUUCGAUGCCCUUAUGGAUGUUGUGGGCGGGACGAUAACAGGCCCAUUGGUUUUUAUACUGCCGCCGCUGCUAUAUCGCCGGAUACGUCAAAUGGAGCGAGUGCAUCAGCGUAUUGCAGCCGAAGCUAGCUACGGUAGCAUGCCAUUGGAUUUGAACUACGACCCCGUUGAGUUAGAAAUGGAGCCACUUCUAGUGGCCUCCCAGCCCCAUUCGCCCCGUGGCUGUUGGUUGCGUCUGAUGCGUUUGUUACAUCGUCUGGAAUGUGAUGUCUCCUGCACCAUGGCUGUGCUCAUAUUCGGACUAUUGGCCACAUUUCUAUCGACCUAUUUGAAUUUGUUUACCAUCACAGAUUUAUUUACAAACAACUCACCCUGUUUGACCAAUCUGACAAAGCACUUCAAUUAAAUGAAGAGUAAUUAAUUACGAGAAACAGUUGAGGGACAACUUGAGGUUUCCGCUAACCCAAAAUCGGAAAAAAAAACAACGAUUAAAUAAAUAUGAUACCAUGGCUCAUCUACAAAAAUUCCCAGCACUGUGUCCUUCGUUCAGGUCAGUCACCUAGCAAAUUGCGAAUAAUGCAAUAAAUAUUUAA